Molecule: messenger RNA, 3023 nt
Organism: Abrus precatorius (Indian licorice)
Lineage: Eukaryota; Viridiplantae; Streptophyta; Magnoliopsida; Fabales; Fabaceae
Product: FHA domain-containing protein PS1-like
Exons: 6
Coding region: 30-2957 (975 amino acids)
Cellular component (GO): nuclear membrane
Molecular function (GO): protein binding
Source: RefSeq, a predicted model, not a curated record
AUCGAAACCUUUCUUCUUCUUCUUCAUCAAUGGCUACUAUUGCCAUGGCAGAAAAGAAGAAAGAGAACCUACAACAGCAACAAGAAGAGCAAUCCACAAUCCCACUAUUGACGGUGCUCAAGAACAACGCAAUUCUCAAGAACAUCUUCAUCAUCUUCGACAGCGAAGAACACGCAGUUCUCAUUGGAAGACACCCACAUUGCGACGUCGUCCUCACGCACCCCAGCGUUAGCCGCUUCCACCUCAAGAUUCGCUCGAAACCCUCUUCCUGCACGCUUUCUCUCGUCGAUUUGGGUUCUGUGCAUGGGACGUGGGCGUGUGGGAGGAAGCUUGAGCCAGGGGUGAGUGUGGAGUUGAAGGAAGGGGACACUUUCACUGUUGGGGUUUCCACUAGGGUUUAUCGUCUCAGCUGGGUUCCUCUUGCGCAAUUGGAUGCAUUUGUGCCCCAAGAAGAAGAAGAAAAAGAUCAAGAGAUAAUCAAGGAUGAGAAUUUGGAAGUCAGUGUGGAACUUGUUUCUUUUUGUUGUGAUGAAGAAAGGAAGAGCUAUUCUAAGGAUGAAACAUUUGGAGUUCCCAAUGACUCCUUUGGAACUGAAAUGGAAUGUUUUCCUACAAUGUCUGGUGGUGAAAAUAAACUGGGUGGUUUUCAAGACCGUGUUCUAUUUCCCCCUUAUGUACAAUCGGUUGAUGAAGUUGACCACACACAGAAAAUUGAUGCUUGUCCUGAAGUGGAGAUGCCUGGAGAAACCAAUUUGCUUUGUACAUUUAGUGAAUUUUUGACACACAACAUUUGUCUUCCAGUUGUGGAAGCAGUCCAGGGGGCUAAAAUGCAUUGUUCCAGCUCACUUACAAAUGUUAACCCAGCUUCUUUUGAUGAAAAGGGUGCUGCUGUAAUACCUAAAGAAUCUGAAUUUGGAUACACAUGCAGAGAUCAUGAGAAGAAUGGAGAUAUUUUAACCAUUGGAGCAAGAAUUUUCAAUUCUGAGAAUGCAUGUUUGCUUGUUGGUGAUGAUAUUCCUGUUGCUAAAUUUCAUCAAAUCAAGAUUGUUGAAGAUGCAUCUGUGGAUUUAUCAUCUGAUGGAGAAAACCAAGAUGAAUGUAUUAAACAAUAUAAGUCAAAGUUGCCGGACCAGAAUGCUAAACCCUGCCAUGAGCAAUGGUACUCUCUGGAUGAAUUAAUUGAAGAUAAGAGCAUUGAAAAUAUAGAUUCUGCAUCUUUUGAUGAAAAAGGCAUAGCUGCAGUGACUGUAAUGCCUACAGAAUCUGAAUUUGGAUCCACAAUCAGAGAUGAGGAAAAAACUGAAGAUGUUUUGACAAGGGAAUCUAGAAUUAUCAAUUCUGAGAACACAUCCUUGCUGGAUGAGGAAGCUAUUCCUGUUAACAAAUUUCAACAAAUCAAGAUUGUUGAAGAAGCAGCGGAUUCAAUACCUGAUGGAGAAAAAGAAGAUAAAUGUUGCAAGGAGUUGAAUUUAAAGUUACAGGCAUCCCUGAAUGCUAAAUGCUGUGUCGACCUAGUUAACUCAGUGGAUGAAAUAGCUGAUGAUACUGUAAACAAGUAUGAAAACAGCAUCUCCUCCACAUCAUUUAAAGUAGAAUCACCAAAUUGUUCAAUGCCUCAGGAAGCUGUUUUUAAUAUUACAAACAAGAUUGAGAACCAGACCCCUCAAUCUCUCAUUGCUACAACAAGAUGCUCUGAGAUGAAGAUCCUGGAAGAACAUGUAGGACCAACAGAGAAAAGUUCAACCUUCAGCAAUAUUUGGGCAAAAAGAGGGAAGGCUGUUAGUGCUCCUCAAGUUCGAGUUAGAAAGAGUAGAUAUAAGAGCAUAUCUAAAGUUGACACUGAAGUUGAAAUGAGUAAUGUGAAUGAUAUCAUAAAUAAAGCAAUGCCAAAGGAUAUUUUCUGUGUUCUUAGUGAUGAAGAAGAAAUAUUCUCUCAAAAUAGGGAAAACUCUGGCGCAAAUACCUAUCAUUUGAGGUUUAUGAGAAAGAAAGGUAAUCUAGAAGAAAUUAAACAUUCCAAAUCACAAAGGUCACUCAAUUGGAAGGCUGAUUGUAGUCCCAACAUCUAUUCAGCCAAAAACAUAAAUGCCAUUUCAAACAAAGAGAACCAGACUCCAAAAUUAUCCCGAGAAUGGAAGCCACAAAGAAAGCCUAUUGAAUGUCACAUUAACUCGGUUUGCAAACGAGAUAUCAUGGAAUUAAAGAAGAACAGAACGGAAAGGGUACCCUUUCAAUCACUAACUAACUCUGGAGGUGAUCGCAAAUCAAUGGUUUCUAAAUCAGUGGUUUCUGGUCCUGUUGGUGCUGCAAAAACCAUUAAUGAUGCAAGUAAUUGUGGUCAGAUUUCACGCAAGCACACUAAACCUUCUCAUAUUAGUGGAGAACAAAAGAAGAGCUGGGACAUGGUUGCAGACGCUACUUCUCUUCUGAACAAGGAGUCAAGGAAAGCUUUGCAGCUUCUACAAGGUCUCAGUGGGACUCGCUUAAUCAUUCCAAAAUUGGUCAUAAGGGAACUGAACAGCAUGAAGCAACAAUUAAGAAUUUUCAGAAGGACAUCAGAGGCUUCUUUGGCCUUGGAAUUUAUUGAAGAAUGCAUGGAGAAAACAAGGAGGUGGAUUCAUAUUCAAAGCUCAAAGGAAUGUGCUUCGCCAACAGUUGAAAAUCAUAUCCUUGACUGCGCUCUUCAAUAUAGAAGAAAGGAGAAUGUGGGACAACUUGUCCUGCUUAGUGAUGAUGUCUCGUUGAAAAUCAAAUCCAUGGCAAAGGGGUUACUAUGUGAGACAGUGCAGCAAUUUCGGCAUAGUUUAGUGAACCCCUUCUCUGAGAGGUUCAUGUGGCCAAACAGCUCUCCUCGGGGACCUACUUGGUCUUGCCAAGAUGAUGUAGUUUUAAGGGAGAAAUAUUAUGGUUUGCCAUCAAAGGCUGGUUUGAAGCUCAUUACUCAGCCCAUUUUGUAAUUUCCAUGAUUAAUUUCUAAAAGAAUCUUGUUUUUCAAUUUUCAAACAUGCUCUUUAAUUCUCCUU